GUGGUUAUGAGUGAGUCAGCAGAGGAGCUGCAAAGUCUGCUGGAUGUGAUUGAUGGGUAUGGAAGAGAUUUUGGAGUUAGGUUUAGUAGUGAGAAGAGUAAGGUGAUGAUUGUGAAUAGGUCGGAGGAUGAAUGUAAAGCGCGGUUCACACGAGGAAUGUUUACCCAUGUUCCGGGAACAAGUUUUCCAAUGUUCCGGGAAUUUGUUCCAUCGGAUGUUCACACGGUACUGAAGUUUAUUCCUGAGACGGCAGACCGAUAUCGCGACAAGAUCAAGAUCAAGCACCCUGGUGGUCAACUCAAGUGUUUACAAGCACCACCAUGCCGAGCCACCCACACCACAUCAACAAGGCCUCACCCGACAGCAAUGGGGCCACUUCAUUCUUGCCAUAUGUUUGAUGAAGGAAUGGGAUGAACAACUCCGUGUUUGGACACGUCCCUGGCUAUCAAGGAAGCGUCAGGAGAGCGUGUACUACCGACUGGUGAGGGAGUGGAUUCGCCUGGACCGCACCCAAUUCCAUCAUGUGCUACAAUUGAUGACGCCUCCCAUAGAGAAGCAAAGCACCAAUGUGAGGCAACCCGUCAGUGCUGGAGAACAACUGAUGCUCACUUUAAGAUACCUCGCAUCAGGUGAAACUCAGAAGUCAUUGGCCUACCAAUUUUGGAUUAGUCGGAACCUGGUGUGCAGCAUUAUCCUGGAGGUGUGUCAGGCAAUUUAUCAAGUGCUGAAAACAACAUACCUACGUAUGCCUAACACCACAGAAGAAUGGCGGCAGAUUGCCAGUGAUUAUUUCUCUCAGUGGCAGUUUCCUAUGUGCAUAGGGGCAUUAGAUGGGAAAAGGGUAUUAGUACAAAAGCCAGCCAAUUCAGGUUCAAAAUUCUAUGACUACAAAGGUCAUUUUAGCAUGAUUUUAUUAGCUGUGGUGGAUGCAGACUACAAGUUCAUCUAUGUGGAUGUUGGUGCUUGUGGCCGGGCAAGUGAUGGAGGAGUUUGGGACAGGUGCUCUCUGAAAAGGGCAUUGGAAGCACAAGACAAUGUCUUACAUAUACCCCAGUGUAACACCCUUCCCUUCUCUGACAAACAAUGUCCCUUCAUACUGGUAGGAGAUGAUACUUUCCCACUAAAGUCACAUUGAAUGAAACUUUAUCCAGGAAAACAAUUGAGCAAAGAACAAAUAAUAUUUAAUUAUUGACUUUCCCGAGCUCGCAGAACUUCAGAAAAUGCAUUUGGAAUUUUGGGAUCACGUUUUCAGGUAUUUAGAACACCUAUUAGAUCAUCUCCUACCACAGUAAAGGAUAUUGUAUUUGCUGCUGUAACUUUACAUAAUUAUCUAAGGGUAUGUUCCAAAGAGUCGUACAUUCCACCAGACAUGCUAGACAGGGAGGACAUACAAAAUGUAGAGUUGCAUAGAGGUCAGUGGCACCAGCAUCCACAUGGUGGACUUGAAAGGCUGCCAUUGGUAGCUAGAGGUCAUGCACAAGAUGCCAAGGGAGUCAGAGAAACUUUAAAGCAAUACUUCAAUAAUUAAGGUAAAGUACCUUGGCAAGAUGUAAUGUGCUUUCUACACUAGGCUAUGCAUAAAUGUUUGUGUUUUGUAUGUAUGUGUGUGCAUUUUACAUAGUGACCUGUCUCCAUAUCUUCAUUUGUCUAAUUUUUGCUCAAAAUUUUGCACAUUGUGCUGCAACUACUUCCUCAUUUAAAGCUUUCCACUUUUCCACUGUUCUAUGUGGAAAACUAUUCUUUCCAAUGUCCUUCACACACCAUCUUUGUAGCUGUACUCUGUAUCCUUUUUAGACUUCUUAUAUCUUUCAUUAGGUUAGAUGAAAACACCACUUCUGUAUACUCUAAUCUAGGUAUUAUUAUGCCAGUAAUAAUUUUGUCAUCAUAUCCUUGUCAUAUAAUUAAAUGCAACUCUAAUAUUUGAUAAUAUUUUCUAUGUUACUCCAUAUAUCUUGCCUGCUAUGUGGGACUGUAUCAAAAGCCUUUUUUAUAUUUAAAUAUCCUGUAACCACCCAGCCAUCUCUAUUAUCUAGUGUGAAGAGGUGUGUGUGUGUGUCUCCAUAUCUACACACAUCCAACUUUCCUUUAAAACUAUGCACACUUCUCACUGACACCACCUUCUCACUCAAACCAUUCCACACCUUCACACAUCU
Messenger RNA from Portunus trituberculatus (swimming crab), 2153 nucleotides. RefSeq lists its product as uncharacterized. The transcript has 2 exons. The coding region runs from base 398 to 1135 and encodes 245 amino acids. NCBI's taxonomy places the organism in Eukaryota, Metazoa, Arthropoda, Malacostraca, Decapoda, Portunidae. The record is from RefSeq and is a predicted model, not a curated record.